AUGUCACCCGAGGACCUGGCUUCAGGCAAUGCAGGAGACGCAACCAAGCAUUUGGACCGAAAAAUGGUCCAUCCAGAUGGCCUCGCCACCGUGGUCCAUGGCAACGCCUUUGAUAUCGAAAGUAACGCUGCAUCAUCGCUUACAGCGGGCGUUACUGAGACAUUGGCCGCACGACAAAAUAAGCCGCACAAUCACUCUCCGCAUUUCGUCAUCCAUCAUCGAACAACAAGAUUCCAACACCUCUAG
Messenger RNA from Fusarium venenatum, 246 nucleotides. NCBI's taxonomy places the organism in Eukaryota, Fungi, Ascomycota, Sordariomycetes, Hypocreales, Nectriaceae. The record is from RefSeq and is a predicted model, not a curated record.